Molecule: messenger RNA, 1161 nt
Organism: Mycena indigotica
Lineage: Eukaryota; Fungi; Basidiomycota; Agaricomycetes; Agaricales; Mycenaceae
Product: L-arabinitol 4-dehydrogenase
Exons: 9
Coding region: 1-1161 (386 amino acids)
Biological process (GO): D-sorbitol catabolic process
Molecular function (GO): zinc ion binding; L-iditol 2-dehydrogenase (NAD+) activity
Source: RefSeq, a predicted model, not a curated record
AUGACCACCACUGCUGAAGUCGGUAACGCAGAGAUCUAUAGUCCCCUCAAGGUCCUCAAGCAUCCUGAUUUCCGUGUGCUUGCGGCUGGAGAGAAACCAAGUUCGGAUGCCAACAUCGCUGCCUUCUACAAUCCCCAACACGAAAUCCAUCUUGUCGAGAAACCAAAACCCAAACCAGGUCCAGGUCAAGUGCUUCUUCAUGUUCGUGCUACUGGAAUCUGCGGGAGCGACGUGCAUUUCUGGCAACACGGAAGAAUUGGAGACUCGAUGGUAGUCACUGAUGAGUGCGGUUCGGGUCAUGAAUCCGCUGGUGAAGUUGUCGAAGUUGGCGAAGGCGUUACGCAGUGGAAAGUGGGCGAUCGUGUUGCGAUUGAGGCAGGCGUACCUUGCUCUCAACCAGCGUGUGAUGCUUGCCGCACCGGUCGAUAUAACGCUUGUCCAGAUGUGGUUUUCUUCUCCACCCCCCCUUUCCAUGGUACCCUUACUCGCUGGCAUCUUCAUCCAGCCCAGUGGCUCCACCGUUUGCCAGACAACGUCACCUUCGAAGAAGGAUCUCUCUGUGAACCGUUGGCAGUUGCACUGGCCGGUAUCGAGCGGUCCGGUCUCCGACUUGGAGAUCCUGUCCUGAUCUGUGGGGCUGGACCGAUAGGCCUUAUAUCCCUGCUUUCUGCUCGUGCUGCAGGAGCAGAACCUAUCGUUAUUACUGAUCUAUUCCAAAGCCGACUUGAUUUCGCAAAGAAACUUGUCCCAGGUGUUCGCACGGUCCUGAUCAAACGUGGUACCACAUCGAAAGAACAAGCACAGGAAAUCAAGGCUGCCGGUGAUGGCCCACUUAAACUGGCACUGGAAUGUACUGGGGUCGAGAGUAGUGUUCAUACUGCCGUCCACUCAAUGCAAUUUGGCGGCAAGGUAUUUAUCAUCGGUGUUGGCAAGAAUGAGCAAGUGUUCCCCUUCAUGCAUCUCAGCGCCAACGAGAUCGACGUAAGCUUCCAAUACCGAUAUGCAAACCAGUACCCCAAGGCUAUUAGAUUGGUAGCUGGAGGCCUCAUCAAUAUCAAGCCAUUGGUGACGCAUAGAUUUGCACUCGAGGAUGCUGUGGAUGCCUUCCAUGUCGCAGCAGACCCAGCUCAGGGUGCUAUCAAAGUUCAGAUUCAAGAUUAA